Molecule: messenger RNA, 930 nt
Organism: Monascus purpureus
Lineage: Eukaryota; Fungi; Ascomycota; Eurotiomycetes; Eurotiales; Aspergillaceae
Source: the annotation of a GenBank genome assembly
AUGCCGGAGAGCCGCUCAACCAUCCUGAUCGACCGAGAAGCCAAGCGACGCCGCCGCACGGGCGAAGACCCGACCAUCUACGGGCCCAACGAGCUGAAACGCCCCCGUGUCUCGCUCAAAGAAGCCGGCCAGAUCUGGAUCAGACCCUUCUACAUGCUCCUCUGCGAGCCUAUCGUCCUCUGUCUAUCCCUGCUGUCCGGCUUCUCCGACGCCCUCAUCUUCAUCUUCCUCGAGAGCUUUGCCGUCGUCUACGAGGAGGGCUGGAACUGGGGGGUCCUGCGACAGGCAUGGGCCGUCAUCCCCAUCAACCUGGCCUAUUUCCUCGCCUACCUCUCCUAUUUCCCUUGGUUCUGGCGAGACCAGGCCAUCCGGAAGGCGCAGGGGGGCGACGCCUUGCCCCCCGAGCGCCGUCUGAAGUGGCUUCUCUUCCUCGCGCCGCUCGAGCCCAUCGGUCUCUUCGGCUUCGCCUGGACGUCCUUCGGAAAGGAGCGCGGCGUGCACUGGAUCGGGUCGAUGGUCUUCUCCACGAUCGUCGGUAUCGCGAACUACGCCAUCUAUCUCUCCACGGUCGACUACAUGGUUGCCGCGUAUGGCGUGUACUCGGCCUCCGCGACGGGCGGGAAUGCCUUUGGCCGUGAUCUUCUCGCCGGUGUGUCUGCAAUGUAUGCGACGCCCAUGUAUCAUAACAUCGGGAAGAAGUGGCACGUCGAGUACGCGAGCACCGUUCUGGCGUGUCUUUCCUGCGUCGUCGUCGUGCGCGCGAACAGCAGGUUCGCCCAGGCGCUCGCGGAGGAUAACAAGGCCAACAUGGGCCGGCGCGUGAGUAGGAGUACGUCUGCGGCGGAAUUGUACAGGAGACCUACGUGGGCCUCGCGGCCGUCGUCUCUUUCGCGGCCUUCACGGCCCCGAGUGCAGACCAUGCCGGUUUGA